CAAAAUAGAAAAUUCAUGGGAAUUACUUGAAUCAAACAAAUUGUCAAGAAUUAUACAAAAAAGAAUAAAAGACUUGCAGAAUCCAAGUAACUGCAGAACUAUGAAGAAGGUACUAUGUAAACUUCCUAUAAGUGGAUUUGGCAGUCAGGCUCAUUUGCUAACUAUAUGCUUUACCGUUGGAUUCCAUACUCAAAGAACUGUAAUAUUGCUUUCAAAUACAUCACAGUAUUCAACAGAUGGCUGGGAAUCUUUCAUGUUGCCAUUAAGUGAUACUUGUAAAACUAUCGGCCUUAACGAUACAGUUGUCAAAGUAUCAAAUUUGACACAAAUUGAUAAUAUAUCGGUGAUAGAUAUAGACUUGGCACAUAAAUAUAUCGAUUUAACGGAUGCGUUACCACGUGAUUUAUUUCUAAGAAUUAAACAAUUUAAUCCAAAUCCGUCAUUAUGGUGGGCAGGACAGAUAGCAUUGUAUGUAUUCAAACCAACAAAGAGCUUUAAGCAUUUUCUUGAUAAAAGACAAAAGGAAUUCGGAAUUGAAAAUGUUUUUGUUGGAGUUCAUAUCCGGAGAACUGACAAAAUCAAUGAGGCAAACUACGUAAAUAUAAGUAAAUACAUGGACGUCGUUGAACAAUGGUAUACAAUGUAUGAAAAGAGUCACACUGGAGUAGAGCGUAAAGUUUUCUUGGCUACAGAUGAACCCGAUGUUGUACGCUGUGUCAAAGCAAGCUAUCCAAACUAUCAAUUUAUAAACGAUUUUAACGCAACGAUAGCAGCAAGUCAGAAAAGUACUAGAUAUACAAUUCACUCGUUAAAGACGAUAAUACAGGACAUUCACUUUCUAUCUAUGAGUGACUUUCUCGUCUGUACAAUGUCCUCUAAUGUUUGUCGACUGGCAUAUGAGUUGAUGCAAACACACUAUGGGAACGCUUCAAGAAAUGUAAAAUCUCUUGAUAAAUGCUACUUUAUUUACGGCUUAACACCAUAUUUUUGUUAGCAAUUUAAAAUAUCUCAUGACUAUGAUUGACACUUUGUUGAAGUGAAAGCAAAAUGAUAAUUUUAUUUUUAUUGUUUUUGUAAUAUUGUCUUUGCUUUUCAUAUAUCUGCAUUAGCAUAUUUAUGGAAAUUUAACUAAUUAAUCCCCUUCCUCGUAGUGGAAAUGGGAUUAUUGGAAUGACAUCCGUCUGUUUCUCAGUCAGUCCUUCUGUCUGCCGCACUCACAGGACAGUAAUGAUGUGGCUAGUGGGACAAUUGGUAACUGUUCUGUCUUUUUGAUGUCAUUCAUUCCGUUAUGCUUUUAUGUGGUUAUUUUCUUUUGUGUGGCUAAAAAGAACAAUGGGGAGAACAAUAUAGUUGCCACAUUAUUACUCUUUUGUUAGAACAUCCGUCUGUCCGUCCGUAUCAUUUUUGAGUACGCUCAUAAUUUUUUGAACCGCUGAUUUUUUUUUAAAAAUAAGUGGCACAAAUGAUCACCAUAAAAAGGCAAUAUGCAGAGCGCAAACAUUUGGUUGCUUCAUCCAAGGCCCCGUUAACAAUUAAAUGUCAAGUGUUAAAAAGUCUACGUUUUAUGUCCGCUACUUAACUUUUAAGCCGCUUAGAAUUAUCUUAAAAAGCUUGGCAUAAGUGAUGAUCAUUAUAAGUGCAGAGCGCAAUUAUUAGGUUGCUACUUUCAAUGUAAAGGUCAUUAAUAAAGUUCAAAUGUUAAAAAAUGUACAUUUCAUAAUAAAAAUAAACAUUUCGUUUCCGCUUCAUAACUCUUUAACCGCUGAUUUCUUUUAAUGAAUAACUUAGCAAAAGUGAUCAACAUUAUAAGACCAUGGGCAGAGCGCAAAAAUUGGUUUGCUUCUCCCAAGGUUCUGGUCACUCCCGAAGGUCAAAUGUAGAAAAAGUCUAUAUUUCUUGUCCGCUCCAUAAUUUUUUGAACAGUUGAUUUUUUUAAGGUCAAAGUUACAUGUCAAAUGUGAGAAAAAUCUACAUUUCGUGUUUAUCCAAUAAAAUUUAAACCUCUACAAUGCUUUUUAGAUUAACUUGGCAGAAAUGAUCAACAUAAUAACACUAUUCGCAGAGCACCCUUAUCAAGUAACAAUCCUGAAGGUGAGGGUCACACUAAAAUUUCCAAUGUAAUAUGUUAUUGACAAUUUAAAGGCUUCAAAAUUACUUAACAAAAAUGACCUUAAUGACACAGUCUGCAGGUUGCAACCCUAAACGUCAAUGUUAUAUGUUCCCCCGAACUGUUUGACUUUAUUGAAGAAAUUUAUAUAACUUGACACAAAUGAUCACUAUCGUGAUACUAUGUAACUAUGAUAUGCAUUGCACAACAUCCAAGUCUUGGUUGGUAAAAGGUCAAUAAGUACACUUUCAUGUUCACUGUGGAAAGUGAUUUAGCUUUCUUUCAAACAGCCUUGUUAAAUUUAAAAUUUAAAUUUUCAGAAUUAAUGUUAACUUCGACCUUCAAAUCUUUGACAUUAGAUAUUAUCUCCUUCUAAAACAUGUGUUAAUAUUUUUCUCAGAUACUAGGGUUCUUAAGCCAAUAAAUAAUGAAGACGGUAUCGAUAUCAAUAUGAUGUUCUACCUCAUUAUAAACUUGUUUGUUUAUUGAUAAAUGAACCGUUUGCAUAACAUAAAUAAAUGUUAAUUGGCGGAAUGGAAAUCCAUAUUACAAACAUCUUAUUACAUGUGUGUCAAUGUUUUCCUUUGACGACUUUUUGAUUACCAAAUACGUUUUAUUAUAUCAUGAGAAAAUAAGGAGUAAAUUAAACUAAGAUAUCUUGAGGAAUACUUUAUACAAAAUUGAUUUUUUUAAGUCCAUAUCAUCACAUCAAGAAAAUGCACGUUAGAUUACAUUAUAAAGAUCUUCAUAUUUAUUUCCAAUAAAAUAGAAAAAAAUAGGUAGUAUAUUUUACGUAAAUAAUAUUUGAACUUGUUAAAGCCGUGAGUGCACACUUUCCCAAGAUAUCUUUGUUUGCUCAUUUGUUUCGUAGGUGAAUAUAUAAAACUUAAACGUGUACAAAAGUCCAUAUUUUCUCACUUGAAAAAUGUGGCAACCUCUUUACAAAUUGGUUGCAUUAUAUAAUUGUUUUGGAAUUUUUCUGACAGUAUUCGUAAAUCACCACUUCUAAAUUUGUGAGACAACAACACUGAAAAUGACAAAUUGAUACCUUCUUUUACACGAAUAACCUAUUUAUAGUAAACAUUUAUUUGUCAGGGAACCAAGUCUUGCAAGACCAUACGUUUCAAAGUGUAACAUGUUGUAUAACAACCCGCUUCUCCCAAUCACUGUGUCUUAAUAGUUUUACUCCUAAAUGUCUAGUGAAGAACAGGAAAUCGUUUAAAUUUUUAUCAGGCUUUCGUUUCAUUAAUUUAUUGUGAAACGAAAGUCGAUAUUUGCUGACCUUUUAUGCAAAGGCGAUGAUUUAUCAGUCAUUCAUAAAUUUCAUAUUUUUUUCUGAAAUGACUUUAAACGUUAAGUUGACUUUUAUCCUGUAUCAAAAAGCAAAAUUCAAAUCAAUAUUUUAAUUCCUAAUGCAAUAAUUGUUCAUCACAAAAUAAUCGUAAAACAGACUUUCCUUAUGUUUAUGUUCUAGUCAAACAUAUUUUAUAAGAGAAUAUGUAUCUUAAUAAGAAUUACUUCACUAAUUUACUUAAUUCUGUAUAAUUCUCACCUAAUAUGCAAGAAACUAUGUGAAAAGGAAUAUACAUAUAUCACAUUUGGUUUGUAAUGAAUGUGUUUGUAUAUGCUAACUAUAUAUUUUUAUGUUGUGCAAAUUGAAAUAAAUAUUGUUUAAGCUAACAUUACAUAAUGUAUAUUUUCAGUUUGUCGAAUUUUAUUAUACAUCCCUUAAUAUAGAUUUAUUGAACUAUGUAAUGCAGGUUUGAUUUUUUGAGUUCUUUCAUAAACGUUUUUGGUAUAUGAAGUUUACCGUAAAGGCACGCCGGCACC
Molecule: messenger RNA, 3937 nt
Organism: Ruditapes philippinarum (Manila clam)
Lineage: Eukaryota; Metazoa; Mollusca; Bivalvia; Venerida; Veneridae
Product: alpha-(1,6)-fucosyltransferase-like
Exons: 7
Coding region: 101-994 (297 amino acids)
Biological process (GO): protein N-linked glycosylation
Molecular function (GO): alpha-(1->6)-fucosyltransferase activity
Source: RefSeq, a predicted model, not a curated record